Humulus lupulus (European hop) is the source of this 1662-nucleotide messenger RNA. Its product is annotated as BAHD acyltransferase BIA1-like. The transcript has a single exon. Bases 238 to 1566 code for a protein of 442 amino acids. The record is from RefSeq and is a predicted model, not a curated record. Lineage: Eukaryota; Viridiplantae; Streptophyta; Magnoliopsida; Rosales; Cannabaceae.
UAUUAUAAUUGUUCUUAACUAUCAUGAAUAUCACUCAAUUUUGUUUUAAUUAGUCAUGAAAUUUCAAAAAAAUUAAAUAUAGAUUUAUAUUUUUUUUCUAUAUUUUCCUCGAUACUUCUGAGCAUUAUAGAGUACUGAUAUUCGUAAAUGCCGGCGUGUAGUCUAUUUAUAAAGCCAUCAUUGCCAGAUAUACCCACCAACAACACUUGAGAUCAGAAAGAAAAAAGAAAAACUACAAUGGAAAAUCAUCGAGAGAUGAAGGUGGAGAUUGUUAGAAGAGAAAACAUAAAACCAUCUUCUCCAACUCCUCCACACCUCAAAAGCUUCAAACUUUCUUUGCUCGAUCAGAGAGCUCCACCAGUUUAUACCACGCUUGUCCUUUUCUACAAAACUACCAAUCUUGACGAAGAUGAUGAUAUUAUUACAAGUUGCAACUACCUAAAGAAAUCUCUAUCAGAAGCCUUAACUACCUAUGCCCCACUCGCCGGAAAGAUUGACGAAAACAACCCCAACUUCGUUGAAUGCACAGACGACCGAGCAGUCUUUGUGGAAGCCAAAUUCAACGCCAUUCUCUCAACCUUUCUGGAAGAAAACCCUAAAGAGGAACUACUCGAACUAUUGCUCCCGGCAAACACAAGGUCGCCAGAGGCAGCCACAAGCCCUCUAUUGCUAGUUCAAGCCACUUUCUUCAACUGUGGAGGAUUGGCUGUUGGCGUGUCCAUGUCGCACAAGUUGGCCGAUGCAGCCACGCUUUGCGUGUUCUUGAAGAGCUGGGCUCGUCGCGGUCAACGCUUCUUGACCAUACCUGAUCGCGAGUUUGACCCAUCGCCGGAGGAUCUUUGGUUCCCACUGAAACGGGAGAGAAAUAUAGAACCGAUAACGGUGAUGAAAGCCGUUAAUAAGAGGUACGUGUUUGAUAAAACUAAGAUCGAUGUUCUUAAGGCCAAAGCUUCCAGCGAGGAAGUUAAGAACCCUACUAGGGUUGAAGUAGUCACUGCCCUCGUUUGGAAAUGUGCCGCCAACGCAUCGAGACUCCGCUUAUUAAAUUCUAAUCACAAUAGUAAUAUUGAUGAUGAUUCGAGAUAUUCUUUUUUGUCUCAACUUGUGGACGUACGCAAUAGGGUUAAGCCACCACUCCCAAAAAACACAUCUGGGAAUCUUGUGGGGUCUUACGUGGUGCAUGUAGAUUUUAAUAACGAGCAGCAGGAACUAGAACUGAAAAACUUGGUGGCCAAACUGAGGAAAGCCAUUGGAGACUAUAGUAGUUGUAGUAGUGAAAAGCAAGGUCGGUGGUCUAGAGAAGUAGAAGAGUUGAUUGAAGGAGCUGAUAUGAACAAGAUUUUUCUUUGCAAUAGUUGGUGUAACUUUGGUUUCUAUGAAGUUAACUUCGGCUGGGGAAAGCCAAUCUGGGCGUGGAGACCCAGUAGUUCCAUUGAAAACGUCUUAAAAUUGAUGGACACAAGGAACGGUGGAGUGGAGGUUUCGUUGACUCUAAGUAAUGAAAAUAUGGCCUUAUUUGAGAGGGACCCUGAGAUUCUUGCUUUUUCGUAUCCAAUAAUGAUCUAAAUAAUUGUAUUAUUGGAUAUAUAUCAAUAUCUAUAUAUAUAUAUAUGUCUGUAUAUUUCUCUGUGACAAUAAAUAAUUGAUCUAUAUUUUAUAAUA